CUGUACGAUAAAUAAUUUCAAAAAUCUACGUCAAUUUGGAUGUUUCCUUGAACAAAUCAAAAACGAACCAAUCACAUCAUUAGCAGCACGUUGGUAAAGUAAAGCAUCACCACUUUGGAGCAGCAGUUGUCAGUUAGCUUUAAAAUUUGACUAUUUUAACUAGUGUAAAUUAUUCUUUAUGGUUGGUAUUAUCUUAUUUGUGUUGUGAAGUAGGGGUUCAUUGUCUUAAUGUAUGUGCCUUGGGUGUCGUGUGAAUAUUCAUGUCAAAAUAUGUUGUAGGCUGUUUUUACCGAGCUGAUUUUCACAGCUCUGAGUUACGCCACUUUCGUAAAAAGCUAAAAAGCAGUGGCGCGGUGUGUAGGUCCUUUGGCUUGUAUUUUGAAGGGUAAGAUCGGAUGUGGUUGCGGACGUGACACAUCGCGGACCGUUUAGUGUGUAAAGCAAUGAACAGUUGCCUUCAAAUGACGAAACCUCCGUUUUAAUAGCAUAGUUUUGCUAUUAAAUGUACAUGUAGUGGCCUGGCACUUUUGUAAGUGUGUGUAUGAUUUAUUUUGUCAAAAUAACGAUACUUUUGAAGUUGCGGUGCAAUAUUUCUGUAUUUCUCCAUCGGGCUACACUGCCUUUGCCCCGUAGGGUGCCAGAUAGCUCACUUGGUCGAAGUGGCCUGCUCUCUUUUUAAGUAUUGCGUCAAAGUUUGUGGUACAUUAGUAGAGUGCGACAUUAAUAUGUGGUGCAGAUUCAGUCUAUAUCUGUUUGUGAAAAUACAUCAUCCCACCUUGAACGUGUGUGUUGCCUGAUGGGCACUAGUUUGGCUAACUUUAGCUGCGGUCUCCUCUUUAGCUGGGCCUUUAUUGAAGAUCCAAACACCCAUUUCUUGUGUCUCGCUGCCGAAUCGUGCGUUAUUACGCCCAGAAAUAGUGAGUGGUAUUAAAUGAAAAAGCUCCUCUUAUGUGGCACAGAGGUGUAUUGCUCUCAACUUAAAUGGCUGGGGAAAUGGGACUGGCUGUGCUACACGAUUACAAGCAGAAAGCAUUCAUUCCCCUUUUUGCAUAUUGCUUGAACAGACAAGACAAAACUCCACCUCAUUUUAUUACAUAAAUUUGCUUCUCUAUUAUACAAAUUUCUCUCUCCCUCUGUAAAUACUGUAUAUACACAGAUUGCCUACAGUCUGAAUUUUGUGUAAAUGACAUGAAAGCACACAUCCAUCCUAACAGGUAUUUUUGGUGUAAUGAUGUGAUUUCUUGGCACACUUUGGGGCCUCUAGUAACAAUUGGACAUUGUUAAAGCCUCCAUCUUUAGCCGUCUUCUGAUGGCUACUCCCAGCAGUCUCUAAGGUAACAUCAUGCGACUAUUAUCCAGUAAUAGCAAAGUGGUUAUGUUUUGAUAAGCUAUUUUUACCGCCACAAACACACACCUAAGGCUGAAUAUAGGGUGUGUGCAAUUGUCUUAAAAAGCUCCUUUUCUUGUAACCGGGGGUGGGGGGAAGAGGAUGUUUCAUGUGCCGUCAGGAAGCUCCUUCAAACAGAGAGAAAGCCUUUGUGCCCUGCACAUGAUUUUCACAGCAACAGCCUUGAUGCACUCUUCACUUUUUUUGUCUAUUCUACGAAUAAGAGUGUGAGGCCAUGAAAAGUGCUGAUGACUGGAAUUACAAAUGGACACACUGAAUGGCGAUAAAUGCUAUCUGCUCCCACCAUGUUGUGUCUUGUCUGAGUCAAAGUGUUCUAGUUUUUUAACGGGUUUACUCCCCUGCACGUAUUUCUGUGUCAUCUUUUUAAAAAAAGUGUCUGUGAUCGUUUUGUAGAGCAGUGGACCACAACAGUGUCCUGCCAUCUUGGUAUAUUAUACUAUAUGUAGUAUUGAUGUUAAUUAUAACAACACUCCGACUCUUAACUGUAGUAUCACGCCACUCCACAGGUGUAUUAUCAUAAUAAUCAAUAAUUACACUGACUGUUGGGCCCUUUCAACCUAUUUCUGUUUUCCAGAAAUAACACUUGAAUUAAAUUAUAAAUAGACACCAGAAGAGGGGAGAGAAGGAGCAGGAUAUCUCCAUCCAAACCACUGAGUGGGCACAGGUCCAAGGACUCAUAUUGUUGUGGUGUUUUCCUCAGAUCCCCUGUUGAUUAAAGAUGCCCCGUGGAGUUGUCUUACGAUCAAACAAAGGUCUCAGACGAUAUUCCACUUUCUCUGCUCAGCUACUUUGAAACCUCUAAAUGCAGAGCAGCACGUUGUGAGGAGCUCAUCCUGGAGGAACUUCAAGACUUCCCUGCGUCACAUUACACUGACGUCAGGAUGACCUCGCCUCACGAACCCGAUAAGGACACGAUGAGUCUUAAUAUGCAGGUUCCUGGUGAAACAGAACCCGAGGGAAACUUGUCCUCUCUCAGCAAUGAUGGUGAGGCAGAAAUGGACGAGUGCAGGUGGUGUGAAAAACACGCGGACGUCGAAGUGACGACGACUGAAGAGGAGGUAAAGCAAAGCAGUCGGUGCGAGCGGGAGCUCAGAGAGGAACAGGAGGAGAUGAAGAGGAAAGAGGAGGAAAGGAAACGGAGCCAAAUAAACUUCCAGGAGGAGCUGAAGAAGAUAAUGGAGGCAGAGAAGCUACAUCAGAAGGAGCUGGAAUUGAUGGGGAAGAGAGCUCAGGAAAAACUUGAGCAGGAAUUCCAGCUUCAGCAGGAGCUGAUCAGAGACUUGCAGAGACAAGUGAAUGAAGAGAGGAAGAAGAUGGAGGUGGAGCACAAGAGGAUAAAGGACGAGGAUGAGAAGAAAAGGAAGGAGAUGGAAGAGAAGAUGAAGAAAGAAGAGGAGGAAGAAGAGAGGAGGAAAAGGGAAGCAGAGAAAAACAAGAGAGAGAUGCAGAGGAUGGAGGAAGAGACUAGAAAGAAGAAGGAGGAUGACAGCAAGAGGAAAAUAGAAGAAAUGAGACUCAAAGAAAAACUCAGAAGAAAGGAGGAGGAACAGCGGCGGAGGGAGGAAGAAGAAAGGAGGAGAGUGGAGAAUGAGGAAAAGGGGGAAAGAGAUGAGGAGAAAAACAGAAUGCAUGAGGAGAAGGAAGAAGAGAGAAGUAUAAAAGACACGAGAUGUAAGGAUGAGAAGACAAGGAGACACGUAGAGCAAGAGGAAAUGAUAAGGAAGGAAGGUAAUGAGGAAAUAAAAGAGAUGAAGGGAAACAAGACAGGGCAAAUUGAAAACAUGGCGGAGGAAGACAAAAGGAGAAAACUGAGUGAAGAUAUAGGACUGAAGGAGUGGAGAGGGAAAGAAAAGGGUGACUCAAUAAACACUGACUUGGAUGAUAAGAGAAGUGAGGAAGAGCAGAGGAUGACAAUAGAACAUGAAGUAAGGAUGAAGAAUGAGAUCAGAGAUUUACAGAAACAAGAGAAGAAGAGGAGUAAGGAGGAUGAGCAGGAAAUUGUAAAUGAAGAGGGUGAGAGGAAAAAGAAGGAGGAAGAGAAGAGGAAGAGAGAGAAGGAGGAGGAGGAGCAGAGGAGGACAUCGGAAGAGGAGAUGAAUCAGAGAGAGAUAGAAAUUGAGAGGAAAAGGAUGGGGGAAGAUGAGUGUAAGAGUGUGAAGGAGGUAGAGGAGAAGAACAAGAUACAAAAAGACACAAGAAAGAAGGAAAAGGAGAGAAACAGUAAAUGUGAAGGAGAGGAGACUGAGAACUUCAGGGAGGAAGAUAGAAGGAGAACCACUGAUGAGGAAACAGAAGUGAAGAAGUGUGAAAAGAAAAACAGUGAUGAAGAAAAUAAGAGAAGAGAGGAAGAGCAGAGGAUGGCAAAAGAAGCUGAAGUAUGGAUGAAGAAGAAAGAGGAAGAGGAAAAUGGAGAAACCAAGGAUGAGAAUAAAAGGAACGAAGAAGAGAAAACUGCAAAAGAAAAAGAGAAAAAACAGUGGAGGGAGGAAGAACAAAAAAUGGAAGAAGAAUUAAGGCCCGAGAAAGAGAGGGAACUGAAUAAAACGAAUGAAGUGGACAAAGAAAAGAGGCAGGAAGAGAAAGAAGAACAGAAGACCAAAACAGGAGAAAUACAACUCAAAGAAGAUAAGGAAAGUGAAAAGGAGGAGAGGCUGAGCACCAUCACGUCCUCCUCAAGACCUGGUCCUUCACAAAGCCAGUCCACACCCAGUCCCAGCAGCUCUGAAACAAGUGUGCGACAAGACCAACACCGCGCGGCUGUGACGUCCCACGUGUCUUCACACGCGUGUCUCCCUGAGCAACCGGAGCAGAAGAGACUGUCGUGGAUGAACGAGUGCGUCCCGUGGUCCAAACUGUCUCUGCAGAACAAGAACAAGCAAAGGAGAAGAGGAGGUGCUGACAGUCGGAGGAGAGCGAACAGGACGUCAGAGUGCGACAGUCUCCAGUCUCCUGUCUGUCCUCACACUGUGCUCAUGUCCACAGGCUGUGAAUCCCUGCAGCAGGUGACCACAGUGACCCUGGAGGACUUACCUGGCUGUAGCUUAUCCACACUUGCUCAGUGUCGUCACCUUCAGUCGCUCACCCUCAGACGCUGUGGCCUCAAAUCACUAGAAGGUCUCAACCACUUACCAAACCUCUGCUGCGUCGAUGUACAGGAGAACGACAUCUCAUUUGUGGAUUGUGGAAACAUGGCGAGCUUACGAGUUCUUCAACUCGGCCACAACAAGCUGACUUCCAUCCACGGUUUGAGUGGCGCUGAGAAUCUGGACGUUCUCGACCUCUCGCACAACCUCAUCAGCCGCAUUGCUGGUCUGGAGUCUGCGAGACGACUGCAGUCGCUGUCGCUGGGUCACAACCAGCUGAUCAGCACCAAAGGACUGAGGGACGUCUCCACCCUCCUUCACCUGGACUGCUCACACAACCACCUGGCUGUGGUGGAGGGUCUGGAGAACAACGCUCUGCUGCACACGCUGGACCUGAAGUCCAACAAUAUCACUGAGCCCCCGAGUCUUAUCAACCACGUCCUCCUCAGAGAGCUGCACCUGGAUGACAACAGCGUCUCGUCACUGCAGGGCCUCGCUGUCUGCUGGCUGCCCCUCAUGCAGCACCUGUCUGCAGCUCAAAACAGAAUCACCCUCCUGCCUUCCAUGUCGGAUUUUGUUUCCCUUGCAAACCUGGAUCUGAGAUUCAACUGCAUAUCAGAACUACACAGUGUGUGUGAGAGCGUGGCGGGAUGUCAGUUCCUGCGAGACGUCCAGCUCACCGGGAAUCCUCUUCAGCAAGAAAGUAGCUGGAGGUCCGUGCUGCAGAGAGCAGUUGCAGGCCUGAGAACCAUUGAUGGGAAGGAGACAGACUCCCUUCUGUCGGCCCCCGCUGUUCCACAGGUCAGCUUGGCCUCAGGCGGCUUCCUAACGUUUUGCCAGGCUCAGCUCAAACAGACGGGUGAUUUACAGCAGCGGCACCACAGGGAGCUCAGUAAUGCCUCAUCUCCCCUGGAUGCUGUGAAAUGCUCCUGCCGACACUUCACCGAGACUCUGCAACUGGCUGUGGAGCAGAGAUUUGCUCAUGAAUAUGGGGACACCUCUGUGUCUACACUGGGCCAAACUGCAGUGGAGAAAACAGCGGAUAUGGACAGUAAAAAAGAGCUACCAGUCAUUCAAAGCAAUAUGAUUCCAGUGGAUAAAUCAGCCACGGAGAUGAGCUUUCACUCCUCCACAACAAAUGAAAAACCAACUUCCUUCCAUCUGGAAAUGGCACCUGAGUCUGACCAUCAUGAACUGGACUCCAAAAACACAGCAGCGGCAGUGAUUCAGCAGCAGUGGAGAAAAUACAGAGAGAAAUGUGGGAACAUCAGCUGCCCCCCCACAGCUGAGAAGGGAGGUGGAGGAGUGGGAGACAGAGGAGAGCCAGACGCAGGAUCGUCUUCUGUUGACAGGAGCGUUAUUGAACAAGAUUAUGCAGCAAUUGCUAUCCAGGCAUUCUGGAGGGGCUUCAUUCUGAGGAGGAGGCUCGCAUCUGCUCUCGCUGUUGUCACAUGGCCUGACAGCGGUGAGGACGAAACCUUUGAGGAAGUCGACGUGGAUGGAUUUGUCUUUGAUGAGGCAGCAGAAGAGAAACGCUGGACGUUGACGCUUUCUGAGGACUCGUCAUCUUCAGGGCGUCAUCGUGUGUCGCAGCAGCCGCUCUCUCUGAAGCCUCUUGGGCCCUCUCCUGUACAUGUCCACCACACUACCCCAUCAAUACCACACUGGAGACCAAAGCAGGCCUGGUUGGAUGGAGAGCAGGUGGAUCCUGCUGAGGAGAGAACUUCUCCAGAGAGUUCCAACAGACUCAAAUCGGCUGCAGCUUCAGUGCUCAGCGGCCUCUCUGCAAAAUCAGAAAAGAUCGUGGAAGAAUGGGGGUUUAAAGACAGCAACACAGCUCUCCUGAUGCUCAAGAGAGCACAGAAGAUGAGGACAACCCAGAAGCAACAUCAGAAGAUACAUCAGGAUCCCUUUGUCUGCCAGCAGGGCCCAGUGGCGACACGAAACAGGCCUGCACCACACAGGAGAAAUCACAUGAGAGUGAGCACAGCGGAGCGGCAAGCAAAGCAGAUGGAGAAAGUGAAGCAGGAGCGAGCCCAGCAGUGGCUACACCAACAGGCUGACAGGGAUUCAGAGAGCGAGCGCUUUUUGCCAGAGAUCAGCUCGGACAUUUUGAACGGCGGCAGAGUGCAGCUGGUGGCUGACCCAGGCUACUCUGAGCAUCUACAUCACACCAGUGGAUUGUGGGCCAGCAGCAGUUCAGCUGCCCAGCUGAGCAAAGAGAGAAAUUAUCCACGCAGGAACUCUGCGAGUCGUCCAACAGGAAAAGAGCUCCCGUCUCCCCAACGAGCCGACUCUGCUCCGGUAAAAAAGGAACGCAUCUCCUUCCGAGAUAACCCCGUCCAGCUGAGCGGCGGCUGGGGAGGUGGCAAGAAGAGGGUCAAGGGUCAAGUGCACAAGUAAAACACAAAUUUCUUUGAACUGUGACCCAGCACCUAUUUAAAGAAGAUACUAAGGUGGAACCGUUUUUACUUUGUUACCUUGGUAACCUGAAUAAAUACGGACACUUUAAGCUUUAAGCCUAUAGCACGAAAGGAAUAGUUCAGGUUUUUUGAACAAAUUUGUAUUAGAUUGUAUUAGGUAUAGGACUGCACUGUAAAAUCCCUUUGUGCCUAGAACCCUCAUAACCCCCCAUUUAUGCUAUUUUUAGAUGAUGAUCACACAUUUAUGUCACCGUUAGACCGACUUUUCGGACUAGAAACUGAAAAUUCUGCCUCCUUUGGUAAGAUUCUGUCACUUAGAACUAAGGAUUUUAUACACCAAAGUAACAGAAUAAGAAAUUUGCAAACAAAGCAGCAGUGGAUCAACACCUCCUGUGUCCUAUGAUGGGAAAUUAUAGAUUUUCUACAUGGGAUUUGGUAUGCAAGCUAUGCAAACUGAGGGCAAUAUAAGGUAGAAAAGUCUUUUCAUUGACGUGAGGUUGUGUAGAUUUCUCAGGAAAGAUGGAAAGAAGGAGUUUAGCAACUGACUCUGUAGUUAAGACUUUAUUUAGUUUUAUUUUAAGAGUAUCUAUUUAUUUAUUUCUUUAUAUCACCUGUGCUGAAUCUGCUUCGACUCCCUCUGCUGGAAAUGAAUCCAGACCAAUAGGAACUGGAACAGCCCAAAUAUCCUCGGGCACGGCUGAAGCUGAACUCUGUGCCUGACUGUGAUUGCAGCCAUCCAGCACCAAAACACCACGCAGCAAAGUCGCAAAUCGGCGAAUGACACGCUCCGUAUGCAAAUGACGGCAGGAAAUAAGAAGCAGGAACCCGUUGUACCUGCGGAUUCAUGUUUCCCAACAUGCCGAACUCUCGUCUAGACACUCUGUCAACAGGAAUAAAGUAAAUAUCCUUUGCAACCAUGGGAAGAAAUGUGCUUUUUCCACUGCUGUACACUCCUAAGAGUAAAAUUUAAUCAAAAUUUAAAAAGUCUGUGUGUAUGUUUAGCUCUUACCAACAGUGGGCUUGUAAUUACUGCUUUUAUGAGCCAAACACAAACACUGUUGUGAGAAUUAGAGGCCUCUCUGCUUUAUUUCCAGCCAGUCGAUUAGAAUGGCCUUUUCUUGUGUGUUUGGACGAAGGCGUCCGCGCACAAACACCGUCCUCCCGCAGGCAGUGAACCUCGGGCUCGGAGGUUCCUCGCUGGUCGGAUGCCUGGAAAUGAUAACUUAAUUAAUGUCAAAACAAAUAGUCUGAGCUGCGGAGCUGCUCCCUGGCAGGAAAUGCACGGCUCUCUAUUUAUUUUCCUUCUAUCUUUCACUUACACAUGUCUGGACGGUGUGUGUGUGUGUGUGUGUGUUUUGACUGUACGCGAGCUGCUGAUGGGGAUUCUAGCUUUCCUCCACAAACGUGCUGAUGGUGCUACCCACUUGGAGGCUGUUGUGAAACCCAAGAGCAGUGUCCUCCCUCAGGGUGGGAGACUGAUUGGUCAAGCUCCAUAUAGAGGACCCCCAGCUUUCUGUCAACAAAUCGUCGUUAUACACUCACACAACUGGAAAAUUCAUGUUGUUGUUGUUGCUUCUCUAAUACGAGCAGACAGGUGACAUGUGCACAUCUAGUCACAAGUUUUGCUCUGUUUGACACGAGUUCUCCCAGACGCUCUCGUACCCUCGAAUUCACUUUUGAAAUGAUACUGUUGAACCAUCACCCACCAGCCUUCAUUACACGUGUUUACUUUGCAUUAUGGAGGAAUUAUGUGAAACCCGAGGAGACCAAAAAGGGGAAAAAAAUCCACUGGCGUGGUGAGACGAGCACUUUGCCACACUUUCAGAUAAGACGACGAGCAUCGACGACGAGGCUGCCAGCCUGACCUCAAGUCUGGCACAGAGAGGUUCUGUCUCCACAUCCGUCCACUGCGCUGUCCUGAAACACAUUAAAGGGCUACAGUAUAACUGUGGGGGUUUUUGGACUUUUUAGCAACAAAUAUAUUUCAGCUGACAGGAAUGAAUGCAUUCAGACGUUUUAGGUUUGUUUUUGUUUAUUUAUUUACAUUUUACUUUUAUUUCUGUCUGUUUGACAGUGAUAGCAUACUGAUUGUAAUUAAUUACACUAAUCAAGUCUGUUUAUCAGUGCUAUAUUAUUAUUACAUUACAACAGUAACCUAGAAAUUAAGUAUCUUGCAUGUUUCAAUAGUGUAUAUCCAAAAUUAUCCCAAACACCUAUAAUAUAACAAUAUUGCAAUAAUGUAAAUUUAAAUAAAGUCUAGUAGCCGACAUCAUCAGGAAAAUGAUUAGUAACCGUGUAAAACAUGUGUGACACGUGUGUAGCUUUGCAGACAAUCAUCAGAUAAAUAACACUUUUUUCUUUUGGGUUUUCCCUUUAGGGAUCACUACAGCGGAUCGUCUGCCUCCGUCUUACCCAAUUUUUCAA
This is a messenger RNA of Solea solea (common sole), 9338 nucleotides long. RefSeq names its product leucine-rich repeats and IQ motif containing 1 (gene lrriq1). The coding region runs from base 2290 to 6894 and encodes 1534 amino acids. The record is from RefSeq and is a predicted model, not a curated record. The transcript is spliced from 27 exons. NCBI's taxonomy places the organism in Eukaryota, Metazoa, Chordata, Actinopteri, Pleuronectiformes, Soleidae. Gene Ontology annotation, molecular function: protein binding.